Phymastichus coffea is the source of this 8493-nucleotide messenger RNA. RefSeq names its product neurocalcin homolog. The record is from RefSeq and is a predicted model, not a curated record. Lineage: Eukaryota; Metazoa; Arthropoda; Insecta; Hymenoptera; Eulophidae. Gene Ontology annotation, molecular function: calcium ion binding. The transcript is spliced from 7 exons. Bases 877 to 1593 code for a protein of 238 amino acids.
GCAACCGAGCGACCCAACCUUGCCUCUAUCUAACACCACAGCGGGCACAGACUGAGUGCGCGUAUCCGCGAUCAUUGGCGCUCGGUCGCGCUAGCGCACGUACGUAUAGCACAGCGAGUAGCUCCGAAUGAGUGAAGGAGAUAGAAAGAGCAGUAGUGACCACGGUCCGAGCUCGAGAGCAUGCUGAAGGACCAUACGCUGAGUAAACCACUUUUUGUGCGGAAGGGCAAGUUGCGUGCUGCUUCCAACUCGGACUUUUCGUAUAAAAUAACACGACAACGAGAGCAAGCUAGCGAGUGAAUAAGAGAGAGCGAGAUAUAUACGCGCCAGUGCCGCCUCGCAGCGGGCCGGACAGCAAAGGGGAACACGACGUGCUCUCUCGCUAGUUCUCUAAACGAAGAGAGGUUAUAGUUUUUAUCGUGAUACAUAAAAGUGUGUGUUUAUUUCGCUAUAAGUCUUGCAAGCGCGCUCCUUCGUCAUGCUCGUCCUUUAAACAAACAGUGCUUUCGUGCUAAAUAGCAGUGCUUGCAGCAGUGGCAGCGGCAUCAGUAACACCAGAUACAAGUUGUCCUGCCUCCAGAUAGCAGCGCACGCGUGAGCAUUUCAAGGUUCAAGCCCUUCAAUUAAUCCGUAAUAUAAACGAGUUCUCCUCGCGAAACAAAACUCAUCGAAAGAGUGUCAAGUGGCGCUUAAUGGAUUGAAAGCGAAUGGCUAUGCAUAGCCCUUUUGUUCGCUCUCUCGUGAUAAAACUUUAACGACGCCCCCAGCCCUUCUCUCUCCCAAAUGUGUGCUCGAAUGGAGGUACGUGUGCAUGCGAAAGUAUGAAUGGGCGGAGGAGCCGAAGAGGAUAGAUAACAGCGAAGGUAUCAAUCAGCGAUGGUUGCGGGUCUCCCAUCGAUGGAUCAAGGAGGCAACUCAAGGAAACAUCAAAGCUCCGACAGUCGGAUCAAAGAUGAAAUUAAAUUCACAACUGACGGAAUCUUCUUUUGUCAUGCCAAAGCAAUACCGGCACACACACAUACACACACAAAAAUGGGCUGCUUCGGGAGCAAGGACAAGCUAAGCAAAGAAGACAUGGACUUCCUAAAGUCCCACACGAGAUACGACGAGGCCACCAUCAAAGAAUGGUACAAAGGAUUCAAACAAGACUGUCCAAAUGGCAGGCUCACGCCCGCCAAGUUCGUCGACAUGUACAAAAUGUUCUUCCCCUCAGGGAACGCCGAGGAGUUCUGCGACCAUGUUUUCCGCACAUUCGACAUGGAUAAAAACGGCUAUAUCGACUUCAAGGAAUUUUUGCUAGCGAUUGACGUCACAUCUAGUGGUACGCCCGAGGAAAAGCUCAAAUGGGCGUUCAGGAUGUAUGAUGUUGAUGGCAAUGGUGUUAUAGACAUUGGGGAAAUGACGAAAAUUGUCCAGGCGAUAUACGAUAUGCUGGGCGCUUGCUCGAGCAACAGGCCGGCGGACAGCGCAGAGGAGCGAGCCAAGAACAUAUUCGCCAAGAUGGAUGAGAAUAACGACGGCCAGCUCACGCAGGACGAGUUUCUCAAGGGUUGCCUCCAGGACGAGGAGCUGUCCAAGAUGCUCGCGCCUUAAUCCAACAAUGGCAAAAACAUCGCUGUCACCACGCGACACAUCUGGCCGAUCAGUUCGAUCAUCGGGUCAGAUAAAAAGACAGGCCACCAUCAAAAAAAUAAUAAAAAGCAAACAGAAAAUAAAAAAAAAGAACAAAGAGGACGACGAGGCGCCACUUGCGCGCGCGCCCCAUUGCAACAGUUUUCCGCUCUCGUAACCGCGAUGCGUACUACAUACAAAUACCACAGAAUGUCUCAGGCAUACCUGCAUACGUUAUAUACAUAUACAUAUUCAUAUAUAUAUAUAUGUAUAGUGCAGUAAGACAAAGACUCCUUAUCUUGACGUGACGCACAUCGAUUUUUAGCCGGUCUGCUGUCGUCUUACGGACGCUUAGAUCAGCAUUAUUAUUAGUUUUAUUAUUGGUAUUAUUGUCAUUACUAUUAUUAAGAUAUAUUAUAUAAACGAUAUAUAAAUAUAUAGGUACAUUACUAAACCGACGUUGACAAGCCGAUGCGAAUAGCUUCCAAAAGUAACGAGCAUUUUUGUAAAGCCAUCUCUCGAUCAGACCGUUGUAAAUUAAUCUGCAUAUACAUACACACACGAAUGUACUUGCCAGCUAUACGCGCGUCACGCAUCCUCGCAUGCAUCAAUAACAGACUGCUUCUCUGACUAUCGGCCCAAACGGUUCUGCUCGACCUAUUCCUUUAUUGCGUAUACGUACUCGCCUCUCCUCCUCCCACAGACUUCUUUCAACUCUAGCUCUUAUGUACGAUCUACAUUUAGCAGAGAAUAAAGAGGAAUAAAUUUGUUACGAGUUCUUUCGAUUUUGCUGUUCGUUUAAGAAAACACCAAGAGACAGUUGAGCAAAAAAACAUCAGAAUGCCGUGUCGCAAAAUUUUGCCACCAGAUGCCGAUUCAUAAAUAAGCAAAGCUUCGAAAGUUUUUGUCUUCUUGUUCGCUGGUGUCUGAUAAUCGGUAAGCGUGGUGGUACAAAACGCAACGCAAUUUAUUUCACAUCGGAGGAGCGUACGAUCGGAUAAAAGCUGCAAAUAAUCAACAUCGAAAAGGCAAUUUUCGUUGAUGAGUUUCGAUUGUUUUGUAUUUUCAGUUGUCGAGUGCAUAAUCUAGAAGAGAAGAAAUUCACAUCGUAAUAACUGCUCAAAGAGCUGUACGAUAUUGUUACUUAAACUUUCUAUCGUUUGAGUAUUAUUAUUAUGGAACUCGCAAAUGUAUUUUACAUUUUGAUAUCUGAUAGCUAGCUGCGACUGAACAUAUUUCAUUUGGCUGUUUCUUUCGGCGUGCAAUGUCGUUAUCGCGUGUAUCAGCUCGAACAAAAAUUAUAAAAUGUAUCUCCAUGUCAGCUUAAAGAUUUCAGCGGGGCUAGGCUUAUUCCUGUAAUAGAGUGUAAUAUCUGUCGUAAAUGAUCGGCUCUCAACUUAAAAUAAAAUAAACGCGUGCGAAAAUAGAUUUAGUGAUAGCCUUUGACCAAGUGCAUGUUAUAAAUAGAGGAUCUAGCGACGACGAGUGAAAAUAUGAUUGUACUAAUGAGAGCACGAGCGAUAUAAUCGCAAACCUUUUGGUGCUUUAACUGAUUCUCCGCUGUUUCUAUUUAAUUAGAAUUAAUUUGGGCGAAGAAUCGUAUGGCAACUUUAAUGAAGCAAUCCGAAACUUGCAAUUACACAAUCAUCGCUAGCGAUCGAUUGGCUCGACAAAUUAAAAGCGUCGGGUGAACCGCUGACACAGAAACAAAGACGACUAUUGCCUACAAAGCCUUUCUAAGGUUUUUAACGGAAUUUCUAAUUGACGCCCGUUAGCCCCGCGACAACGGCAUCACUUCACUUGUACUACACUCGUCGCCAUGAAAAUAAUUGGAACAAUCGAAUUUCAUGCAGAUGUAAAACUCUUAUUUCACUCGAAUUCAGCUGUUCGAUUACUUACAAUGGUUUAAUACUCGCUCUCUGCGACUCAUUUCAACGAGUUUUCAAGAAUCGAGCUCGGGUCUCAGGAACUAUAUUUGGGCUUGGACAGAAAAAUCAGAUCGAUGGAAGGAAAAACUAAUGAUGCGUGUAACAGUCGGAGUAUAUCUUGUCGCAUUUCUUUAGGUUAGAUACAUAUCAUCUUGUUCUUUCACAUACGUGACACCUAACUAUAUGAAUAUUUGAGCAUAAUCGUGGAUACGUAUAAUACGCUAGAAAUAUUUCUCUGUCGAAAUCAAGUAGACUUACUCGAAUAAAUCUAUCGUCUAUCAUCGUAGUUUGACACACAAUAUGCAUUUCUUAUAACUAUCGUUAAAAUAUCGAUUGUAAGCUAUACUUAGUAUAAGUGUAAUCAAACUUUCAAGUCAAUUCCCAGUGAAGAACGUAUGCUCUGUCGCUUUUCCUUUGAUUUCGAGCAUUUUGAAUAUCAAAUACCAACCACAUGAACAAAUUAUCAAUUCUAAAUUUCAAUAUAGCUUUAUAGCUUUCUUAUCAAAUUGAUAAUGAGAACCAUUUUCGAAUAAAAUAUUAUGUGUCUAUGCGAUUUUUAUUCGAGCGCAUUAGUGAAAUGAAAUUUCAGUUUCUGUCAAUGUCAAUCUUUGCCGUACUUGAAACCACAAAAAACUUGCUUAAUUUAUUGAUCAUCUAAGGGAAAAUGCUUUUGUCUGAAGAAUUAGUAUUAUUCUAAAUAAAAGAAUGAACAAUACAAAAAAAAAGUUUUUUACUAAUCUUCGCAUGAAAAAUCAGUCAAACCACAUAAUAACCGUAAUGGAAUGUGGCUGAAUUAAUAAAAAAAUUAAGAAAUUACAAACAAGAGCUAGGAAUUGCCACAUGGCAAUCCAUCCGAAAGUCGAGCAUUGACAAUCGAAACCUUUAUCGCGAAUCUUUUGCACGUGCAAAUAAAAGUCUGCCAUAAAAAAAUAUAGAGAAACGAAGUUCGGGUGAAAAUCAUUAUUGUGAGAAAUAAUAUCGAUUAUUUACUCCCCACGAAUUACAAAAUAGAUGUUGAAAACGGGUAAUUACGCGCAAAAAACAUUAAUCCACAACAUGGAUUGUGCUCCACAUUUUUGUACUUUGUAUUUUUCUACUCUGCUUCUUCAACUCAUAAGCCUUAUCUUGAAUCUCAUAUUCCUCAUAGUUAGUUUUACUUAAUUAAUUAUAAUUUUCCGUUCGUUUUCUUUUCAAUAUUGUAUACAUAUUGUCUUCAAAAUGUAUUUAUUAAUCAUUCAGUUACAAAACAAUUCCAUCGGUUCCAGCAUUUCGAUUUUUGUGUUUUUGUACAUUUGACAGACUUUUUAACAUUGUAAUUUAAAAAAAUGUAGAAAAGGUGUCGAUAUUUUAAUUUCUUUUUUACCUUUACUCGUUGUUUUAUUUUUUCCACACUUUCAAAUUACAGCAAGAUAAAAAUAACUUCUCAUGAUUAAAGAAAAUAAUGUCAUAUUUAUAUGAUUUUCUCAUCAUUGCACACUUAUAAAAAUAUGUUAUUUACUCUGAUUCUGACAGAAAAACAGACUAUAAUAAUCAAUGAGUUCAGUGAAUUUUAAUUUAAUUUACUUUCCCGUGAAUUAUCUCUCAUUUGUAUUUUUUAUAAUAACAAGUCUAAAAUUUGUGAUAAAAUAUUACACAUUUUUCUCAAUAAAGUCAUUUAGAUAUAUUUGCAGUCUAAAAAUUUCCGGUUUCUUAUUUUUUAUCAAUUAUAACGACAUUUUAUGUUGCUUAUUGGAUUUUUUGUCCUUAAAUGAAUUUUAAUUAAAAAUGAUACAUUCAUCAAUACAAAUAGUUGACUGUAAAAAUUUUUUUCUAUUUAAAGAAAUCCAAAAGUCAAUAGCACUCAUCUGCUCGACUUAUAUUUAAAUAAAUCGACUCAAUUAAAACGUAAAAAGCAAGAAUGACUUAGACGGCAACGGUAUUGCCGAUCAAAUAAGUAAUUUCGCCAACUCGGAAGGCCUCUAAUGAAAAAGAAAAAAGUGUCGCCGAGAAAGCUGAUACUCCGAGCCAGAUACGUAAAUAGAGCCAUUAAAAGGACACAAGCGAGUGGGAGAAAGAAAUACUUACGUUACGUGCUUGCGCGAUACGCCAGCGAAGUUAAAUCCGGCAGGAAGGAAGCUUAAAAAAAUGAGUGUUCCGCGAUAAUAAGUAAUUAGUACGCUGGAUCUAAUGAAGAGAAUGACGAUAAAUAGAACGCGCAGCCGGGAAUAAGAUAAAGUGGAUAAAGACUUUAAUAAUUUGAGUUUUGCAAUUAACUGGCUGCUCGACUUUCUGGAAAACAAAAGUCUGUGGAGUUACUUUACAUUAUACCUAACACUGACAAUCUACUAUUAUCCAGGUGAGCGAGAGUUUUUUGUUACUGUAAUGUCAUCCACUGAGCACAUUUGUGUCCUCUAAAAUUAAGAAAAAACUAUUUUCCCACCAAGACUUAUAAUUUGCUAGCAUACUAUUUCCCUGUCAUUUAUCAUCGAGACAGUUUUGUAAAUUUAAAUGUUGAAAUUACAUUCAAGUAAUGUAAUCUACAGAAAAUAUUACAAGUAUCUUAAAAGUUGUCUUGAUUAUGAUGAAAAUUAUGUUGCGCGCGUACUUAAGGGCCUCGAGUAUGCUACACAUAAAUGGCUUGGUACGCGAUGCGAACAGUUUACCAAAACUAUAUUAAAGGUUGUAGCGUCGAUUUUGGCCUCAGUGUGUGAAACAUUUCUCUGUUGAUGUACAAAUAAUUUACGUUUCAACUGUUUAUUUCAGUUGAGAUAAAUUUUACGUACUAUUUCAUUCAUGCUCAACUCUAACUUAAUAUAACAAAUCUCGAGAUUAUAAAUCUUUAUUUUACUCGUCUGAAAUUUACUUUGAAAUUCAUCUCAACGUAUAAACGUAUACUGAUUAUAUCAAAACUGACGCUCAUUUGUACCCGAGCCUUGAAUGAAUAUAUUUGAAACCAAUGAAGCAACUGAAUUUAUCUUCCACUCGAGAGAGAUUAUAAACUUUAGAAAAGUUUGACGAUCGUUUCACCACAAUUUUCAUGGAAAUAUUAUUUUUAAAAUUAUAUAAAAAACAUGAUAGCUAUACGAUAUUGCUAAAUAUAUUAUCUAAUUGUUUUUUUAUCCGUCAUUUCAAUUUAGAAGGAAGAAUUGUUUGCCUUUCAUUAACAUUCCACGCUCUCUGUAAAGAAUGAAUUUUGGAUAAGGUUUUCAUCGAUAUAAUGAAUGUUAAAAAUGUCUGCCAUCGCUCAAUAGAGAAUAAAAAUAUAUUCUAUAAUUAAUAAUCUGGUGAAUCGAUUAGAAGAUUUGUGGUUAAAUAUUAAUCGAUAAAUGCCGAUAAUCCUUAUUCUCAGUGAAUGCAGCAUCAUAAAGAGAUUUUUUUUCCAAAAAAUUUGUUAUGAGCAUAUUGCAAUUAUUAUUCAAAUAUUUCUUUUGUAUAAUUGAUAGAAAGAUGUAAACAAUUAGAUUAUGUUAAUAUUUUCAUUGCUAUAUACUGCCUAUGAUAAGAAGUUAGCGUAAGAUAAUAACUGAAUGGCAAUUGUUGAUUUUUUACGUUGUUCAGCACGGCAAAACCUUAAAAUCCUAUGUGUUUAAAUUUAAACGUUUUAAGUAUGUAAUUGUAACGUCACUCAUAAGAAAUACAUUGUCGCUGAAUUUAAACGUUUAAAUUUAAACACACAUGGGUUUACCGUGCAGAGAUUUAAUUAAAAGCAGAUUAGCAAGCGUUUUUCUUUAAUCAUUUACUCCAUUUCAUAUAAAUUGUCGAAUAUCUCAUCCAGUAUGACUAUGCUCAGCAAUUUAUCAGUUGAAAAUUGUGCGAAAACACCUACAUCUAGUCGAAAUCGGUAAAGUAAGUGCUGAUGCAAAAUUGUUUGAAAACAUCCUGGAAAAAAUAUAUCAAAUAAAAUGUGUAAUAUUUUUAUGAUUGUAUAUACAUUUUAGGAAACUAAUUUUUGUUUGGCUUAUCUUGUCCACGCAAAAUGCAUGUGGGCCACUAUAUGUACUUCAUAAAAGUUAGCUAUUUUCAAAGAGAAAUUCAUUGAAAUAAGAUUUAACUAUAGUAUAUUAUAAGUGGGUACCUUCUUUAAAUUGUACUAUGUGUCUAAUCGGAAACAAAUAGCACAGAACAGAAUCAGUUCUGCACAAACUAAUUUUAAUAAUUCUGUAGAACAGAUAAACUCUUCGUAAUACAUUGAUACUCAUCAUUUACACUAAUUGGUGUAUGUGUAUAUACGAUAAUACACCCGUGUAUAUAGGCACAUGUUAAUUAUUAUGUGAAAUUAAAUAUCAAUACGUAUUUCGAGGUUUGAGCCACUUCCAGUUGAGUUCCACUCGAAAAAAAUUGUUAUAAUGGUCAUUUUUUUCUGUAAUCAAACAUUGUCGUAAUGCCAUUUUUAAUCUUUAAUUAGAAUUGCAGUAUUUGAUGAAUAUUUUAAUAGACUACCUGAUUUCAUUAGCAUUAUUGAAAGAAAUGUUUCUUCUCGUGUGUUGCGAUACUAUACUACUCUAAUUCAAGAUUGCUAUCAAAAGAUCAUAAGACUUAAAAAUACGCUGAUUAUAUAUUUUAAGUAGCUCAACUGGAGUUUGGUCAGACUCGUCCCCGCAGUGACGACCAGAACGUUUACCGUCUCUCUUUUUAUCCUUUCACUUUUUCUCAAUUCUAUGCCUCUUUCAUCGAUCUUAACGGCAGUCUCACAGCAUGAAAUAAUGUUAUAUAUUCGCUCAGAGUCAAUCAAAACAAAAAACUCGAUGAGAUUGGUAGAUAGACGAGAAUAUGGUGAAGUGGCAAUUACGUUGCGUAUCAACACACGAAUAUUAAUGUUUUGUAUAUGGCCGUUGCAGCCAACAACUUGAUGUAUCAUUAUUCGUUAUGUUUACUAUUAUAGUUGAUUGUACAUUUUAUGAUUAUUGAUAUUAUUAUUACGAUUAUGAAAAAUAACAAUAAUGAAUUACUAUUAUUAUUAUAAAUAAAUCGCACU